This is a messenger RNA of Juglans regia (Persian walnut), 1718 nucleotides long. Its product is annotated as B3 domain-containing transcription factor VRN1-like. The coding region runs from base 1 to 1548 and encodes 515 amino acids. The transcript is spliced from 7 exons. The record is from RefSeq and is a predicted model, not a curated record. Gene Ontology annotation, molecular function: DNA binding. NCBI's taxonomy places the organism in Eukaryota, Viridiplantae, Streptophyta, Magnoliopsida, Fagales, Juglandaceae.
AUGGCUUCUCAAGGCCAGAGAGACGAUCAAAGUCCGGGAGUCGAGGUGAAAGCUCCACAUUUUUUCAAGAUAAUUCUUGCUGAUUCUUUACGACAUGGGAAGCUUAUGAUUCCGAGAAGGUUUGUAAGGAAACAUGGAGAAGGGUUGUCAAACCUAGCAUUUCUUAAUCUUCCAAAUGGUGCAGAAUGGAAACUAGAAUUGACGAGAUUUGAUGAUGAAAUCUGGUUACAGAAGGGUUGGCAAGAGUUCAUGGAGUACUACUCUGUGAAGCCGGGACACUUUCUAGUUUUCAGAUAUGAAGGAAAUUCUUGCUUUCAUAUACUCAUAUUUGAUAUGAGUGCAACUGAAAUAGAUUAUCCCACCCACAACUCCCAAAUUAAGGGGGGAAAGUUUGGUGAAAAGCUCCAAGUUUCACCAAAGGAAGAAACUGAAAAUGAUAGUUCUAUGGAGAUAUUAGAUAACUUUAGAACAUACAAAAGAAGGGAGAAGUUGCCAUGCGAUCCAAGGCCUCAAAAGAUGAAGAGAACGAAUCCAAGUGCUAAAACUGAGAAAAUCUCCAAUCUACCUAAAUGGGUUCCUCACUCUUCUACACCAAACCGCACUCAAUCUAAAGAGGUAAAGCAGAAGAAGCUAAAAGCACAAGGCUAUCUGCAUCCGGCCAAGCAAGAGUUUGAAGGUGUUGAAGGCAUUUCUACCAACGAAGUUGGAUGUCCAAAGUCGGAGGUUCUUACAAGGACUCGACCAUUGACUUUGAUUGAAAAAGCUAGAGCUCUUAAGAAAGCAAGUGGAAUCAAACGCGAAAACCCAUAUUUUAUGGUUGUCAUGCAACCAUCAUAUGCCCAAUUUGGAUGGUGUUUGAAUAUACCAUCAAAAUUUGCAAAGACAUAUUUGAAUAAGACGCUUGGUGAUGUGGAUUUCUCACUGGACAAUAAUCUGAAAGUAGGUGACGUUUGUGUGUUUGAACUGAUUAAGGGCAUUAAAGUUUCUUUCAAAGUUGUAAUUUUCCGUGCAAAUGAAGAACAAUGCCCUCUAUUGCCAGGGGGACUUUAUUUUUCUUCUAAAGGAGAAGGUGGAAGCAUGCCUAAAUCUCCCAUCAUGUGCUUUCAAUCUCAUAUUUUUAGGAGUAAAAAAGGGACAGCUACUGAAAAAGCUAGGGCUCUUGAGAGAGCUAUUGCUUUCAAUUCUCAAAAUCCAUUUUUUAUGGUCUCCAUGGGCACACUAUACGCCUACGGCAGAAGCAACUUGAACAUACCAUGCAAGUUUGCAGAGAAAUAUUUGAGUGAUCAGAAGCCUGGCAAUGUCAUCCUCCUGGUUUCAGGUGGGAAAACUUGGCAUGUCCAAUACAUUUCUAGAGAUUUUGGCAGUCGUAGAAAAACUGAACUUUCUAUCGGUUGGAGAGCAUUUGCCCGGGAUAAUAAAUUGGAAGAAGGUGAUGUUUGUGUAUUUGAGUUGAUGAAGGGCAUUGGAGUUACAAAUAGCCAUCAAUCUCUUGGAAAGAGAUCUGAGUGUACCAGCAUCAGUAAACAGCAAAUACUCAAGUAUAUCUAGCAAAUUAAGCCAAUUUUGAAUACUAUGAUCUGUGAAAAGACAGUGUUCAGUGUUGUGUACUUUUGAACAUGUGUUUUUUGUGCGGACUGUAGCAGAAAGAGUUUUCCAGAGUAGUGAUGCUUGAGCAGGUUGGGGAUAAAUCGUGGGUAGUGAAAUUCUUGAGUUACUAC